Strongylus vulgaris is the source of this 456-nucleotide messenger RNA. The record is from the annotation of a GenBank genome assembly. Lineage: Eukaryota; Metazoa; Nematoda; Chromadorea; Rhabditida; Strongylidae.
AUGCACGCUACGCAGCUGCUCCUAUGCAGCGCGUACGUUGUCUGGGCCGUCGAAAACGAUGCGAACGAUGUGAUUCAGGAGACGAUUCGAUAUUUGUUGGAUUUUAGCGAAGUUCCCAAUGCAAAUUCCACAGCACCCAAAGUACGUUCGUCGCAUCGUACUGCUGCAAUGAUGCAGAGCAUUUAUGAGACGUUUGUCGAGGAUGACGGCUCAGAUGAUGGAAAUAUCGUUCGCGGCAUCGAUCCUGCUUUAGGCAAAUUAGACGGUCAUGAGGUAAUGAUUUUCGACAUCUCUGGGCUUAACAAGGAACAGAUUAUGCGAGGUGAACUACACUUUUACCUGCGACGGCGCGACGCUUCAAAGUCACGACGAGCUCGUCAGCUCCGAGCAAAAUCACUAUGCAUUAAUGACUACUGUAGCGAGAAUCAGUUGUUAGAGACUAUCAAGGCAAGGUAA